AAUGCAUAUACUACAACUGCCAUUAAUGGGACAGAUUUUUGUACAUCAGCAAAAGAUGCACUCAAAAUCUUGUCCAAGAAUUCAAGUCAUUUUACAUCUGUUAACUGCUUUGGAGACUUCGUAAUUUUUCUAGGAAAGGUACUGGUGGUGUUUUUCACCGUUUUUGGAGGACUGAUGGCAUUUAAUUACAAUCGUGCGCUCCAGGUGUGGGCAAUCCCUCUGUUAUUGGUUGCUUUUUUUGCCUAUUUAGUAGCCCAUAGUUUUUUAUCUGUGUUUGAAACUGUGCUGGAUGCACUUUUCCUGUGUUUUGCUGUUGAUCUGGAAACAAAUGAUGGAUCGUCAGAAAAGCCCUACUUCAUGGACCAAGAGUUUUUGAAUUUUGUAAGAAGGAGCAACAAAUUAAACAACGAAGGGGCGCAGCGAGACAAAAACUCAUUAAGGAAUGAGGAGGGAACAGAACUCCGGCCCAUUGUGAGACAGGAACCCAUUUGUACCUGGUGAAACUUUCCUUCUUCUAAGAGCCAUUUACAGAAUAAAAGAUAAGACCUGAUAGACCUUA
Galeopterus variegatus (Sunda flying lemur) is the source of this 559-nucleotide messenger RNA. RefSeq names its product solute carrier family 44, member 3 (gene SLC44A3). NCBI's taxonomy places the organism in Eukaryota, Metazoa, Chordata, Mammalia, Dermoptera, Cynocephalidae. The record is from RefSeq and is a predicted model, not a curated record. Gene Ontology annotation, cellular component: membrane. Gene Ontology annotation, biological process: transmembrane transport. Gene Ontology annotation, molecular function: transmembrane transporter activity. The annotation marks the transcript as partial. The transcript has 3 exons.